CGAUCUUCUACUCAUCUACCUUGAAUGAUAGCUAAAAUAAUAUCUUCUUUUCAUAUAACUCUUGUGUCUUCUGAACAGUUCCAUAACCGAGCGUGGUUUUUACCUUAUCCAGCCACUGCUACACACUUUUUGACCAUAACCGUUGUUUCUGACCACACUGGAUCACAUUUUCGCGUGCUGAGUGCUGAAGCGCAUAAAUCUCAGAGUUUCCGUGUUUGUUUCCUGAGAUAAUCCGUUCUAUAUAUCCCCCUGGGGCCGUACGGGACAACCCUUUAGAGGCGUCUUUUCCUGACCUCCAUUCUGAAUCAGACGAAGAGCAGUCGACACACGCCGAUUCAUAAGGUGGACUUUCGGCCGAAGACCUUCGAUUCGACACACUCUCAGACAAUAGUUCCGAAGUUGAAGUCCUUGUUGCAAUCAAUCGUCGCUAUAAUAGUCCAGCCGUCUCUGGACCGGAAGCCAACACCCAAACCACACUCAUUGCAGGUACUACCAACACUCUCGGGACGGACACACAGGACCCUCGCUUCUGUAUCCUCCAGAAAGAACAGAUGGACGACGGACGGGUUGCUGAAAUUCCGGUGCUCGAUUUCUUAGAGGAACUGGUUCCUGGACCUGCCUUCAAGCACCCAGAUGACAUCGAGGCCGAGUGCUACAAGGUUUUCAACCACUACGGGUACAAGAAAGGUAAGAAAGGGCACAUUCAAAAAGAAGAGGAGUUGUAUCCUAAACUUUGUCAUAUCGUACAAAUGGUGCUCGAUCGGGCUCACGAGCAUUGGGGCCGACAUAAGCUACUUGCAAAAGAUAUCGCUAACUGGCCAGAAGACGGGAAUGAGAGGCGUAAAGUGGAUUGCGGUAUCUAUCGAGCCUCUGAUUACAGAGCAUACACCCUGACCGAGAAGGAGAAAAAAGAAAAGUUAGACGAAUGUUACGAGUUCGCGGCAAGAAAUUCCUUUACUCAUCUUGUCCUCCCAUGCGAAUUCAAGAUCGACGAGGAUGCUGAAGGCUUCGGGACUGGGCCUGAGCUUCAUCUCCCUCAGGGUAAAAGUGCUCAAAAGACUAGAGGACAAAUCGUCGAAUACGCCGCUGAGUUGAUGGCGCGUCAGCACCGCACACAUCUCUAUCUCGUUUAUAUUUACAGGGACUACGCGCGGCUAUUCUACUUCGACCACGUCAGUACGGUCAUGUCCGAACGUUUCGACUACGUCCGAUAUCCGGCAAACCUCCUGGAGUUCUUCUACCGCAUUGGCUCUAUGUCCUUCGCUGAACUCGGAUAUGAUCCUACCAUCACUCUCGCCACAACAGAAGAGAUUGAUAUGAUGCGCAAGUGUGCCUCUGCCCUCGACCCAAGUGACUAUCGCAAAGCGUACAUAGACCAUGCAAUGCAGAAUGCUCUGGACUACGGAGACAAGGCAAAAUGGCCUAUCUACAAGGCUCUGGUUCCCCCUAAGAACAUCGAGCAAGAUGGCCCCCAGGCCUUCCUUAUUGGUCGACCUCGGUCUUGCGGCUCUUCUCUUCUCGGCCGUGCAACAAAAGGUUUCGUUGCGUUCAACCUGCAGACCCAUACCUUUAUGUUUUUGAAGGAUAGUUGGCGUACUACGAACUCUCGUUCCGAGGUUGUCAUGUACGAGCGCCUUAAGAGCGUAUCGCCAUACAUCGCAACUCUACACUGUGGAGGAGACCUAAGCCCUGAGCAGGUAACUCAGUCCCAGAGCUUUCACCAAGAUAUCGGUUUUAUUUCCAGAAUACACCAUCGCUUGGUCAUCGAGGAGAUCGGUCGUCCCUUGGCAGAGUACGAAAAUCCAUACGAGCUUACCUUCGUAGUGUAUUGUGCAUUUCUGGCUCAUCAGGCCGCCUGGCUAGAAGGAGGCAUAUUACACAGAGAUAUCAGUGACAAUAACGUUCUGAUCGUUUACAACGAUCGAGGAGAGGCUUUUGGUAUGCUGAUAGAUUGGGACCUCUCAAGAUUUGCGGAUGAGCUUGAUAAAGCCUCAGACCGGAAUCGAUCCGGCACAUGGCGUUAUCUAGCUGCACUCCGGUUGAAAUACCCAAUGAAGUGCUACCAACUAGCGGACGACAUCGAAUCAUUUGUUCAUCUCAUCAGUUGGUUCGCCCUCAAAUACCACAAGCAUGACCUCCUGACCGGCCCCGCAAAUACGUUCGCGACUUACGUGCACAGUCAUUUUCUUGAUUGUCAUCAGGAGGGUGGCCUUUACACUGGCUGUGGCAACAAGUACACCAUGAUGCAAUAUGGGGUCUUGGGCUACGAGCUCACCCAGGAGAAGGACCUCACCGAACUGCUACAAUCUUUAAUCAAAUUGUGCAAAGAACACUAUUCUACCAUUGACAAAGAAGGCAUGAAGAAAUAUGCAGCUUCCAAACAAGACAGUGACACGACAGCAGUGUCACCCCUGCUCAUUCGGGCUCGACGUGACAUCCCUCGACCACAAAUGGGUAUUCACGCCUCGACCUCACAAGGCUCCGAGUCGUCGAGCAGCAACAUACCACCUGCAAACUCGCCGGCUUCUCUUUCUACAGUCUCUCGUCCUACUUUGGAUACUCACGACCUUGUCCUUGAAGAGUUUUUCAAAGCCGUUCAAAAGGACUGGAAGACAUAUCCUAAAUGUGACGAUCAAUUCCUGCCCCUAUGCUCAGUAAAUAUGACUGAAGGACGCUCCUUUAUUGUUGGUACUACAUCCCAGCGAAGCAGCAAACGAAAAGGGAGUUCGGAUGAUCAAAGCUCGAUGAAGAGACAAAGAAGUGAAUCGGGUUCGCGCCCAAUUACACGUUCCCAGGCUGCUCGUGGCGUUGGAUCUGGACUUCAUUCUGUAGAUGAGGUUGCAUAGGAAGCGCGGUUCCGUUGCAGUAGGUAGCUUUGCUAUACUUACACUUCCUGAUUCUUUGUACAUAGAGCUAAUGCCUUUGAGCGAUAUUUGUGCCUUCUCAUCUUUCCAUCUAGUGCAUAAUUAAAUAUGGCCUGACUGUGAUAUUGUACAUUUACCAUGACUGUAAGAGCUUGAAUCGGUCAACGAAUCCAAACUAAGACAACACGCAAUGUCGACUUCGAUGCUAAAUUGGCAUCUCAUGUAGUUCCAUACUUCUUUUCGCUCAACAUGGAGACGUUGACCAGACGGGAGCACUGAAUCACGAUGUGGAUAGGUCGGUUCAACAACCCAGAUCUAAAACCCAAACAAACGAAUCGUGAAGAAAUCACUUCAUAGAGC
This is a messenger RNA of Somion occarium, 3224 nucleotides long. The record is from the annotation of a GenBank genome assembly. Lineage: Eukaryota; Fungi; Basidiomycota; Agaricomycetes; Polyporales; Cerrenaceae.